UCUCGUUGUGGAUGUCCUCAACUUGUGCUUGUGUUGUUGCUCCACCUGAAGUCCUCAGUGCGGGAAACACUUCUAGACGGUUCGGGCGUCUGUAAACGUGAGACACAAUACGCGCUCUGAAAACAAUACUACAUUUGACACACGUUUAACGGUUUGCUGUGACUUUUUGAAAACGCACCUUUACGGUAUUAGAAUUAAUUUAUUCGAUUAGACAGGACCCCUUUUUUCCUCUUUGAUCGUUACUCUUAACGAAUUCUUGUUGUCCUGUGAACUUGAGUGGAUUAUUGGAUGCUACAUACUGGCCUUGAAUUCCGACGCUUUAAUGGUCUAGUCUGCGCGGCUGUAAUUUCUGCACUGAACGGGAUCCGCUAAUCUUGGAAUGGUAUGUUUGUAAUUGCCCGGAAAAAUAUGUGCACAUUGAAAUCACGUGUGAUUGAUUUGUGAGAGCUUCGCGCGAAAUUCGUUCGUUGGGAACGCGUACGUCGUAUGGAACUUUGAGAAGCCUCAAAAGAAUAAAAAAAUGACUGGAAAGGACGAGACUCAAAGUGAGAAAAUAAGGAAGAUGUUCAGUUGGAGUAAUGGAUUAACGAGCGACAUCACUACGGGAGUCGACGGUGUACUUGGUAAUUCAAAUUCAAUCCACACUAUGCAGACUACGGAAAACGAAAUGGACGGCACUAUAACGCCUAAUGCAGUUCUUGCAACUCCUGGACUGAAUAAUCAAGCCUGGAAUCGUCAACAAGCCGUGAGCGUCAGGCACGCCUUUAAGACUUAUGGCAGUAGCAAGAAUCCAAAUCAUGUUAUACAAAAUCUCAGUAUGACAGUAGCCAAAGGGUCUAUAUACGGUCUCUUGGGUGCUAGUGGUUGUGGGAAAACAACCCUUCUGUCAUGCAUCGUAGGACGAAGACGCCUGAACUCUGGAGAGAUUUGGGUACUCGGCGGUAAACCGGGUACGAAGGGUUCUGGUGUUCCUGGUAAAAGGGUUGGAUAUAUGCCCCAGGAAAUAGCCCUCUACGGGGAGUUCACCAUCAGAGAGACUAUGAUGUACUUUGGCUGGAUCUUCGGCAUGUGCACUGCUGAGAUUGUUGACAGACUUCGAUUUUUACUGCAAUUUUUAGAUUUGCCCUCUCAAAAUCGAAUGGUGAAAAAUCUUAGCGGAGGCCAACAGAGGAGAGUCUCCUUUGCUGUGGCACUCAUGCACGACCCGGAACUUCUCAUUCUGGACGAACCUACUGUCGGCGUGGAUCCCCUGUUGAGGCAAAGUAUCUGGAAUCACUUGGUCCAAAUCACCAAAGACGGCAAUAAGACAGUCAUUAUCACAACGCAUUACAUUGAGGAGGCUCGACAAGCUCACACGAUUGGUUUAAUGAGGAGUGGACGAUUAUUAGCUGAGGAGUCACCCAGGGCUCUUCUUACCAUGUACAACUGUCCAUCCCUUGAGGAUGUGUUCUUAAAACUCUCCAGGAAGCAGGGACAAUAUGCACAACCCACCACGGAAUUAAAUAUCUCAAAUAAUAUCAGUCUGGCAUCCUUAAACUGGGGCAAGAAAGACGAAUCGGUGUACGUGACUGAUGAGUCCGGAGUAGUCGGCCUUAACUUUCAUCAGAGUAAAGAAGUUCUCAUCCAUGACACGACGAAUGGCGUUGGCAGCCAUUACGACCUCAACGGGAAACCAUUGCCUGGCGUCAAGGGGGAGUCUUCGUCCGUGGAGUGCGAAGAUUGCGGUGACUGCUCGGAUUGCUAUAGAAUAACCAGUCCUGGGAAAAUGCGGGCGCUGUUGCAAAAAAACUUUUUGCGAAUGUGGAGAAACGUUGGAGUGAUGCUCUUCAUCUUUGCUCUGCCGGUCAUGCAGGUCAUACUUUUUUGUCUUGCUAUCGGACGAGACCCGACUGGACUAAAAUUGGCCAUUGUCAAUCACGAAAUGAAUUACGAAAAUAUGUCUUGUCCAGUAUCGGAAAAUUGUAGUUUCACCAAUUUGAGCUGUCGAUAUCUCAGGUUCCUCGACAAUAAUACAAUGAUCAAAGAAUAUUAUCCCGAUCCUGAAUCCGCGAUGGAAGCUGUGCGCAAAGGUCAAGCUUGGGGUACUUUGUACUUCACGGAAAACUUCACUGACGCUCUGGUAGCGCGAAUGGUCCUUGGAAGGGAUGCUGAUGACGAGACGCUCGAUCAGAGCGAAAUUAGAGUCUGGCUCGAUAUGUCCAAUCAACAGAUUGGACUCAUGUUAGCUAGAAACCUUCAGUACUCGUACAGGGACUUCGCUAAGGAUCUGUUAAAAUCUUGUGAACGGAAUGAAAAGUUAGCGGAUGUUCCCAUUCAAUUUGAAGAACCGAUUUAUGGUUCCAGUGAACCGAGUUUCACGGAUUUCGUAGCUCCUGGUGUUAUUUUAACCAUCGUCUUUUUCUUGGCUGUGGCACUGACGUCUUCCGCAUUGAUAAUCGAGAGAAUGGAGGGUCUUCUCGAUCGAAGUUGGGUAGCUGGUGUUUCACCUGGCGAAAUUCUAUUUUCUCACGUUGUCACACAAUUCGUCGUGAUGUGCGGCCAAACCGCACUUGUCCUUAUCUUCAUGAUUCUCGUAUUCGACGUUAAAUGUAAAGGUGACAUCGGCUGGGUCAUCAUCCUUACGAUACUUCAGGGUCUAUGCGGCAUGUGUUUCGGAUUUGUGAUUUCGGCGAUUUGCGAACUCGAAAGAAAUGCCAUUCAGUUGGCCCUUGGCAGCUUUUACCCUACGCUUCUGCUCAGUGGCGUCAUUUGGCCAGUGGAAGGUAUGCCUACGAUACUACGAUACAUAUCCCAAGCUUUACCAUUAACCAUGGCUACCACGUCACUACGUUCAAUGCUCACCCGCGGUUGGUCCAUCGUCGAACCCGACGUCUACAACGGUUUCAUCUCCACCAUCCUCUGGAUCGUCGUUUUCCUCACAAUAAGCAUGCUGGUUCUCAAGUUCAAACGUGGUUAAACAAAAGCAUACCACCGAUGCGGGUCCUAUGUACAGUAUGUGAAAAUUAUAAAGAGUGACUACGCAAAGUCCAAGUUUACCGAAGAGCAUUGGGAGAGGAAAGCGCGCGGAUCGACUUUAGUCCUUUACUCGAUCGCGCGAUUAUCCCUGGCAAGGUCAACGAUGCCGAAGACAUCCUUGCCAGCCUUGGUAAAGUUUCGGUCGGUAAGAACCACCGGUGUCAUCCGGACGUGCGCUAUCGGAGGACUACCUUUAUUAUAUUAUUUUUAUUUUAUUAAUUAUCCACAAAAUUUAACCCCCUUUAUCGAUAACCGACUUGAGACUGUGAUGACGGAGAAGAGCGAAACCUCAAACCUAGAUGGUCGUAAGGGCCCAGAAAUUUUGAGUGGCGACGCUGGCUGUAUCAAUGACUCCAGUAUCUCGGGAUUUUAGGGCAAGACGCUGUUCUGUCUUUUUUUUUUUGUUUUACAACCUUUGCUGUUCUUAGUAAAUUUAAGGACAUGCAGAAGCUGUGCGGCUAUUCGCAAUGUUGAUGGUGGAGGAGAUACAUGGAUGUGUUAUAUGACUUUUAUCAACUCUUCUCAUCUUGCGGGAGAUCUUUCUUAUCUCGUUAAAUCAAAAACAACGCAUCGAUCUUAAUCCAUAGGCACCGCGCUCGUAAUGGCCGUUGCGUGCUUUUGUGUCUAUUAUUUUGUGUCUAUUAUGCGUCUCUGUGUGCUCAACGAUCGCUCGAGUUCUACGAGUUUCUCGCGAGAUGACGAUCUUACCGUUGUGGACCAUCCUCCUAUCCGUGGUACAGAAUGUCAAUGUUAUGGGAAAACAUGUGGUGUUUUGAAUUUUAUGCUCGAAGAAUAGGUUUUUGGUAAUGUAAUACGUUGGUGAAACUCUGGUCUUGUAACUUUUGGAUUUCGUUAUUGUAUCAAUUGGUCGACUAAUGACAUUCGAUAAUAUCGUUCGACUGUCUAGUUACCUAUUUUAUCGAAAUUAUUCAAGACGAGCGUUUUGGUUUUGUAUAAUUGUUGGCUAUGGUUUUUAUUAAAUUUCAUUAGGUUCGAUUAAUUAUUGGAUCGUCAAUCCUAGAGGUGUUCAUUGCGGUAAAUUCGUUCUCGUGGAUAAGAAAAAGAUUGUAAUUAGUAUUUUUUUUAUAAGUUAUUAGGAAGUAGCUGUUAGCGUAGGACGAUUAUACUUGCCCAUGACUUAAGUAUGUUUUAUUUAACUUGUAACAAUUAAAGUGUGCGAACGGAAGGAAUUCUUACACUUUUUUCAAAAAAGAAAGAUUAUAUCAUCCGUCCUCAAAUAAAGUUUUUAAUUGUAAUUGUACAUAUAAAUAUAUAUCGUAAUAUGUUGAUUUCGAAGUAGCGUAAUAAUGUGGGUCACGGUGUCUUUUUUUUUUCGCAAAAAUCUUCAUCCAAGUUAACUUGAGCGAUUCGACGUUGUUUUUCGUUACGUUACAGUUUCCGCGGGUGCUUCGACCAUAUAAUGCAAUCAAGACGAAAGAAGUAUAACUGAUCAGGAUAUGUUGGUAUAAUUCUUUUUUAAUGUAUUAAUUGAUAAAAAUUUUUUGCGAGAGUUAAUUUUAUUUGCUCUUGAAUAUCAGACGCGUGAUAAGGUGUUGUCGUGUGAUACUAUUGAUGCACGAUAAACAGAGUCUUUAUGCACGAGGUUAGGAAAAUUUCUGUAAUUUAAUGUGUUAUCAAGGGAAAACAAUCAACGCGUCAAUGAGCAUUCGAAAUGAGAGUAAAAAUCUUUUUUGACGAAUUGCUCUACGUAAAGAAUUAUAUACUUAAGGAUUUAAGGAAUUCUGCCGAUGGUAUCGACUACGGGCAAGCUACGUUGCGUGAAACUAUGUUUAUUGAAUUUUUUAUCAAAUGUUUAAUUAAAUGACGAUUACAGCAUUCAAUAGAAUUUAAGACGAAACAUAUAGUUAAUUGUUCGAGCAGAGUUUUGUUAAUUAUCGAGAUUUACAUAUAACGGGAAGGAUAUCAAAAUUUGUACAAUGGCGUGAAAAUUGUUAAAAUAUUAUAGAAGAAAAUAAAAAGAUUUUUCGAUUAUGGCUUAUAGUUGAUGUAUCAUAUGAUCGUAUCCACUACUCGUUGCGGAAUGCACCUUUACGCGAGAAUACAAAUAUCUAUUUAGACAUACAUAAUUGCAGUUUACGAGAAACAAAGAAUGAAGAGUCACGGAAAUAUUAAUUGAUUCAUAAAGUUUUUUUUCCACCAGUCAUUUAUCAAUUUUCCACUCGUUAAUUAAUUGAUUUAUAAACAGUAGGUACCAAUAAACGGAUACGAGAAGAAGAAACACCUUUUUUUUAAGAAAAAAUACAAUUACAUAAAAAAGUAUACUGACGCACGAGCUAAUAAUAAUAAGUAUGUAUAUAUAUAUAUUGUAAACACAUAAUAAAGUACCGUAAUCCUAUGUAAAAAAAUAUUCGAAGGUACUAACA
This is a messenger RNA of Cephus cinctus (wheat stem sawfly), 5399 nucleotides long. It is a transcript of the gene snu, whose product is annotated as ABC transporter G family member 20. Bases 521 to 2956 code for a protein of 811 amino acids. Gene Ontology annotation, molecular function: ATP hydrolysis activity; ABC-type transporter activity; ATP binding. The record is from RefSeq and is a predicted model, not a curated record. Gene Ontology annotation, cellular component: membrane. Lineage: Eukaryota; Metazoa; Arthropoda; Insecta; Hymenoptera; Cephidae. The transcript has 15 exons.